AGAUGCGUAUGGAUGACGCAAUCAUUCCUCCACCAAUGGGAGCGUUACGUCUUCAUUCGUCUGGCCAAUAGAAGCGCGAAGUGAAGAACCUGGCAGCUCGUUGAUGACGUAUGUGAUCUGAAGCACAAAACCGCGUGAAAAUGCUUUUCUACUCGUUCUUCAAAUCCUUGGUUGGCAAGGAUGUUGUGGUGGAGCUCAAGAAUGACUUGAGCAUAUGUGGAACAUUACAUUCGGUUGAUCAGUAUCUGAACAUCAAACUGACAGAUAUCAGUGUCACUGAUCCAGAGAAAUAUCCACACAUGCUGUCGGUGAAGAACUGCUUUAUCCGUGGAUCAGUAGUGCGAUACGUUCAGCUUCCUGCGGAUGAAGUGGACACGCAGCUGCUACAGGAUGCUGCACGCAAAGAAGCUAUGCAGCAGAAACAAUAAUGUGUUUACAUUUGAGAAUAGUUUUUUGUUGGACUGUUCACAAGCAUAAUCUGAGGAGUUUUGUAGAUUAAAUAUGUUUUUCCCUUACCUGAAACUUUUAUGUAAAGUUUGUAUUUUUGUUUUCUCCUUAAUUUCCAAUUUUUUACCUCUGUUGUCAUGAGGCACAAUGCUGAGAGCGAGUGACUUUUUUCAGUUGGUAGUGGUUGUGUGCUUUUAAUAAUGUUUGGAAGGUUCUGUAUUGCAUCCAAAUGACUUUUGUUUUAGUGAAGUUUCUCAAACCUACUAAUAACAGGAAUAAAAUAUUUUCUUCCACUGUC
This is a messenger RNA of Labeo rohita (rohu), 745 nucleotides long. It is a transcript of the gene lsm2, whose product is annotated as smx5. Gene Ontology annotation, molecular function: RNA binding. The record is from RefSeq and is a predicted model, not a curated record. Gene Ontology annotation, biological process: mRNA splicing, via spliceosome. Gene Ontology annotation, cellular component: catalytic step 2 spliceosome; P-body; Lsm1-7-Pat1 complex. NCBI's taxonomy places the organism in Eukaryota, Metazoa, Chordata, Actinopteri, Cypriniformes, Cyprinidae. The transcript has 5 exons. The coding region runs from base 141 to 428 and encodes 95 amino acids.